UCUCACACCCUUCUUCAUCUUUCGGCGCUCACUUGCCGAAAUCAAAUCCUAGUUUCUACACUUCUACGCCAUUUUCUAAAUUAUAAUGGCUUCCUUGUCUUCUUCACAAGCGCUUCGUGUUUCAUCGACUAGAAAUCCAUCACUUUCUCUCUCUUCCAAAAUCCCUCUAUCAUCCGCCUUCUCCGUUUCCCUUCGGCCUCCCCGCCGCCAUGGCGCACGCCCUCUUGUGGUGGUAGUUUCGGCGGGUCUUGAUGCGAAGCCAACCGUGCUUGUGGCGGAGAAGCUUGGUGAAGCUGGGCUUCAGCUGCUGAAGGACUAUGCAAAUGUCGACUGCUCCUAUAAUUUGAGCCCUGAGGAGCUCCGCACCAAGAUCUCGCUUUGCGAUGCGCUGAUUGUGCGUAGUGGAACCAAAGUUACGCGUGAGGUGUUCGAAUCAUCGGGGGGAAGGCUUAAGGUGGUUGGGAGAGCUGGUGUUGGGAUCGAUAAUGUGGAUCUGGCGGCAGCUACCGAGCAUGGGUGCUUGGUGGUUAACGCCCCCACGGCCAAUACGGUUGCGGCUGCCGAACAUGGGAUCGCGCUCUUGGCUGCUAUGUCUAGGAAAGUUGCUCAGGCCGAUGCGUCUGUUAAAGCUGGCAAAUGGCAACGAAAUAAGUAUGUCGGAGUAUCCCUUGUCGGCAAAACGCUUGCUGUCAUGGGAUUUGGCAAGGUUGGUUCUGAAGUUGCUCGCCGUGCCAAGGGUCUUGGUAUGCAUGUCAUUGCUCAUGACCCAUAUGCUGCAGCUGAUCGCGCUCGUGCAAUUGGUGUUGAGCUUGUGAGCUUUGAUGAAGCCAUUGCUACUGCAGAUUUCAUUUCCUUGCACAUGCCUCUUACUCCUGCUACAUCAAAGAUUCUUAAUGAUGAGACUUUUGCUAAGAUGAAAAAGGGAGUUAGAAUAGUUAAUGUUGCCCGUGGAGGAGUCAUUGAUGAGGAAGCUCUUGUUCGGGCUCUGGAUGCUGGAAUCGUGGCUCAGGCGGCACUUGAUGUUUUCACAGAGGAACCACCUCCAAAAGAAAGCAAGUUGGUUCUCCAUGAGAACGUCACUGCAACACCUCAUCUUGGUGCUAGUACCAUGGAAGCUCAGGAAGGCGUGGCUAUUGAAAUAGCUGAAGCUGUUAUUGGGGCAUUGAAAGGAGAACUUGCUUCGACUGCAGUCAAUGCACCAAUGGUUCCGGCAGAGGUGUUAACAGAGCUGAAACCAUUUGUUGAUCUUGCUGAGAAACUGGGAAGACUCGCUCUCCAGUUGGUAGCUGGAGGAAGUGGUGUGAAAACUGUGAAGGUGACUUAUGCUUCUGCCAGGGCUCCUGAUGAUCUUGACACCCGUGUUCUCCGUGCCAUGAUAAUCAAGGGUCUCAUUGAGCCCAUAUCCAGUGUUUUUGUGAAUCUGGUCAAUGCUGAUUUCACUGCUAAACAAAGAGGGCUCAGGAUAACUGAGGAAAGGGUUAUUCUAGAUGGCUCACCUGAGAAUCCACUUGAAUCCAUCCAGGUACAGAUUGCUAAUGUGGAAUCCAGAUUCGCUAGUGCCAUAUCGGAUUCGGGUGAAAUCAAGGUCGAGGGUUGUGUUAAGGAUGGGGUCCCCCAUCUGACAAAGGUGGGAUCUUUCGAGGUUGAUGUGAGCUUGGAAGGUAGCAUUAUACUUUGCAGGCAGGUGGAUCAGCCAGGCAUGAUUGGAAAGGUUGGCAGCAUUCUAGGCCAGGAGAAUGUGAAUGUUAGUUUCAUGAGUGUUGGAAGGAUUGCUCCUCGCAAGCAAGCUGUAAUGGCAAUUGGUGUGGAUGAUCAACCUACCAAAGAGACUUUGAAGAAGAUUGGAGAGAUUCCUGCCAUUGAAGAGUUUGUUUUCCUUAAGUUGUAACAUGAGGUACUUGUUUUUGCUUAAUUCUGUAUUUGGUUCUAAUUUUGUUGGGCAAACUAUAUGAUUUGCUCAGUUUUGGUGAGGCACGAAAUGCGAGUUGUGAUGGUUGGAGUAGGGGCGGGGAAAAGAAUAAUACAGUCAUCUUGUGUCAGUGUUGUAGUUUCAAAGAAACAAGAAACCGAGUUUUCCUCUUC
Molecule: messenger RNA, 2082 nt
Organism: Neltuma alba
Lineage: Eukaryota; Viridiplantae; Streptophyta; Magnoliopsida; Fabales; Fabaceae
Product: D-3-phosphoglycerate dehydrogenase 1, chloroplastic
Exons: 5
Coding region: 86-1888 (600 amino acids)
Biological process (GO): L-serine biosynthetic process
Cellular component (GO): chloroplast stroma
Molecular function (GO): NAD binding; phosphoglycerate dehydrogenase activity
Source: RefSeq, a predicted model, not a curated record